AUGGCCGAUAUCAGUGUGGCUAACGCUGAGCUCCUCGGCUUAUGGUUGCAGCUACUGAUGACAGCUGUCAUGGUCUAUCGUACCUUCAUAGUGUGGAACCAGAACCUUCUCGUCAUCACGAUACCCUUCAUGCUUUUCCUUUCGAGUAUCGCGGCCGUGUACUGCCUCUAUUUGCUUGUCCUGAUCAUCACAGACAGUGUCGGGACGAACAUAUUUUUUACUUUCUUUGAUAUUUCUCCGCCUCUAGUGGCGCUUGUUUUCUCCGUGCUGAUAGUGGGCGCUCAGAAGACUCAUAAGUCAGGCUCUUCACUUUCGGGAACGCUCAGCGGGAUUCGCUUUGGUGGACAGUCUUCUAGAGGACAGCAGCGAUCGUCUAUUCCUGGUGUUGAGGUCAGGCUCGAGCAUAUCAUCCGCUCUGAGACUGAUGGUCACCCUGCCGUGGAUGCCCUCGAAACUAUUGGUACAUAUGACUCCGAGAACAAGGGAGAGAGCUUAGUACACGUUGUUUAG
Messenger RNA from Dichomitus squalens LYAD-421 SS1, 510 nucleotides. RefSeq lists its product as uncharacterized. The coding region runs from base 1 to 510 and encodes 169 amino acids. NCBI's taxonomy places the organism in Eukaryota, Fungi, Basidiomycota, Agaricomycetes, Polyporales, Polyporaceae. The record is from RefSeq and is a predicted model, not a curated record. The transcript has 6 exons.